GUUACAUUUUGGAACUUCAAAUGUACCGCUAUAAAUCGCGCAAUGUGUAAUCGAUACUGCCCUUGCGCCCAAUCGAGCCAAUCGAUAACCGGCGAAUGCACAUCUCAUUCCAAUUGGAGUACGCCUGCUGCUAUCGAUAUCUAAUCACAAAACACAAUAAACUAAAAACAAAAGUGGCUAACUAACUUGUUAAAGAAAGCAAGCAGCAGAGGAAAGGCGCAAUUGACUCGGGGCACGACUGGCAAAACCAAUAAUUGCAAAAAAGAGGGCGCGCGCGGUGGGCCGAGGAACAAUUGCGUGGCGUGCUAACAGACGAGUGCGAGCGAGAGGGCCGAUGCCCCUGCCCAAAUAGAAUUCCAUAUUUUUUCCGGCAGGUAAAAAAAGGUGAACAAGUCGAUUUUUCCGGAGGACACCGCCUGCGGCUCCGCGACAAGGACGAUGGCCAGCGAGCCGGAGAACAAGCCGCCCAUCCUGCACAUCCUGGUGGUGGGCUUCCACCACAAGCUGGGCUGCCAGGUGGAGUUCUCCCAUCCGCCGCUCAUCUCGGGCUCCACGGGCCGCCACGAGUGUCCCUCCGGCUGGAAGUACCUGCCCACCUUGGCGCUGCCCGAUGGGUCGCACAACUUUGCCGAGGACACGGUCUUCUUCAAUCUGCCCAGCCUGUACGAGCCCGCCGCCAGCAUCUACGGGGUUUCCUGCUACCGGCAGGUCCGAGUGGAGAAGCUGAAGAUCAGGACGGCGGAUCUCACGCGCAGCACCGUCCAGAAGUCCGUCUGCAUCCUGGCCCGCCUGCCCAUCUACGGGUACAUCGAGGUGAAGCUGGCCCUGAUCGCCGACGCCUUCUUCGACCAGGGCGACUUCUCCGGCACCGAGCUGCUGGUGAAGGCCUAUCAGCAGCUGAACGCCUGCCUGCUGGACGACGAGUCGCGCCGCCCGCUGCGCCACUUCCAUGUGGGCCUGUCGCUGCGCGAGAUAGUGCUCCACUGGCGCCACAAGGCGCUGAUGCUCUUCAAGCUCCUGCUCCUGCAGCGCCGCGUCGUCUGCUUCGGCUCGCCGGUGCGCCAGAUGUGCGUCCUCAUCCUGGGCAUGGCCUCGCUGGUGCCGCGCCUGCUGGAGAAGGGCUUCCAGGAGGUGGCCUGUGUGCGCACCUCGCGGCCGCUCUCCCCCAUGCCGGAUUUCACCGACUCGCUGCAGCGGGAGGCGCAGGCGGAGGCGGAACUGGAGGUGGCUGCGGUAUCGGUGCCAGCGGGGAAUUUGUCUGCCGAGGAGCAGAAACUUACGCCGGAAAGCGCCACGGCGGCGGAGGGGGAGGGGGAGCCCGAGGACCUGGCCCUCGUCUCGUCCGCCGCCUCGGUGGGCGAGGAGCAGGCCAGCGGCGACGACACCUCGCCGCGCUCCACGCCCAACUCGCAGUCGCAGGACUCGUCGAACGGCAGGAACAGCUCGCUGACCAGGGAGGCCAGCGUGGACACAUUGGCGUCCAACCUCGCCGCCUUGUGUGCCGUGAAUCCGGACGAGUAUCGGGCUCCAGUCAGCAUCUUCGCCAGCGGCAAUCUCUGCCUGCCGUAUCUGUCGCUGCCGUACAUGGACCUGCUCAGCGAUCCCAUGGUGCUCUCCUACGUCAUCGGCACCUCCAACGUGCUGUUCCAGCAGAAGCGUCAGCUGGCCGACGUCCUGGUGGACAUCGAGGCGGCCAACCUGGAUGCCCACGAUCCGGAGCUCAGGCGCCAGCUGGUGCUGAGCACCGAGGACCUGCGCUACAUGGACUACAUCAUGAAGCACGUGCAGUCGCCGAAGGAGGAUGCCGAGGGCAGCGAGUACUGGAUUCGGGAGCAGUUCCAGGGCUACAUCCUGGCCCUCCUGCGCACUGCGGUGGCUCCAGAUGCCACGGCCAAGGAAAACGAUCACUUCAAUGCGCACUUCAUGGCCGCCUUCAAGCGCACCCAGUGCUUCCAGGAGUGGUACGACGUGAGGCCCGAGCCAGAGUUCUUCGAUGCCCUGCCCACUGGUCAUCCCUUUGCCGGCACUUUGUCCGUGGCGGACAUGAAGCUAAAGCUGGCGCAAACCAUGCAGAACAGCGAGAGCGGGCGAAAGAUCAACCAGGCGGUGAACACGACGAGUCGGGCGGUGGGCGGUGCCAUCUCGCAGGCCAAGGGCGCCUUCUCCAGCUGGUGGUCAUCCAUAACGACGGCCCCGCCAAAUGCCAGCGCUGCGCCCGCGACAGGCGCCAAUGGCCAGGAGGGCGACGCGGGCGAGGGAGCUGCCGCAAGCCAAGAGAUCUCAGUUACAUUCCAGAACCACAAGGACGCCGAGGACGUCAGCAUCCACCUGGCCGGCCAGGAAGAGGCGCACGAGUCGCAUGAGUCGCACAAUGCCAGCUGCGAGCAGCCGCAGGGCAUUGUGGAGAUCGGACGCGAGGCGGAGCUGUUGGACAAGGCCGAUCGGCAGCCGGAGGAAGAGGAGGCCAAGAUCUCGGCCAUUCGGCCCGGUUGUGGCGGCGAUGUGGCCACCUCCGCCGUGGAGCGCAGCAGCGGCGAUGUCUUCAUCGUCUGAGGACGUCGGACGUCGGCACUAACGAGCAUUGUAUAAAAUCGCACUAAGCUAAAUGAUAAUUAUUUAUUACGCAACAUAUUGUCUCAGUCUCAACGUUGAAUUUAUAUCCUCGUACUCGUACUCACCCCUUUGUACACCUAUAUUUUAGAGCCAGUUGACUUGUGGCACAGAGAAUUGUAUGGACAAUUUGAGACCAUAUUCAUUAGUUGCACAAUCUCUAAACAGGAAAACUGAUUUGUUGUUUUGAUUUGUUAUUAAAAUCCACACUUUUGUCUAUAUAGAGUAUGUAUGGUAAACUCUUGAAGAUUCCAAAUAAAUUGUGAAAAAUAGAAGCGUAGGGAUUACAAUCUAUGGACAAUUUGAGACCAUAUUCAUUAG
Molecule: messenger RNA, 2931 nt
Organism: Drosophila takahashii
Lineage: Eukaryota; Metazoa; Arthropoda; Insecta; Diptera; Drosophilidae
Product: late secretory pathway protein AVL9 homolog
Cellular component (GO): cytoplasm
Source: RefSeq, a predicted model, not a curated record